This is a messenger RNA of Paramecium primaurelia, 298 nucleotides long. The record is from the annotation of a GenBank genome assembly. NCBI's taxonomy places the organism in Eukaryota, Ciliophora, Oligohymenophorea, Peniculida, Parameciidae.
AUGAAGUUGAAGAAGAUGAANGUAAUUUAUAAAUUCAUCACCAGAAUAGUUAAAUCAAAGAAGAAAUGGUAGUAUUGUACCAUUAGAUUAAUAAAAGUUUUACAGUGUCUCUAGAUCUUUUACAAUGCAAAGAGAAAAAAUUAAGUAAAAUUCUAUAAUAAAAACAUUAACAUUAUCUAAAAAUGAUGAAGAAGAAUUUGAUGAAAUUGUAUUUAAAAAACAAAUAAAUUCAGGAGUCAUUGCAAAAUAGGAUUAAACAAAUGAUAGUGAAAAGGAAACAUUUGAAAUUGGCAAUUGA